ACAGCUUGCUGCAGUAAAGCAUCACAGACUGGCGAUUUCUUCAACAGGAACACGUCGGUCUCCAGCUGACAGAGAAUGCUUCCCGUUGUCUCUGCAGAUUUGCUCGAGGAGCCGCCGAACCCGUAUGACAACAGUGCCACCAUCAAGGCAAAGACACUUUACAACUCAUGCAUGAAACUGAACGUGAUCGAGGAGAUUGGCGACCAGCCUCUGCGUGUGGUUCUCCGUAGCCUGGGCGGGUGGCCCGUGACCGAGCCCAACUGGACGGCGCCUCCGUGGGGCGUCGAGCGGCUGCUGGGUGACCUGCGCGGACGCUUCGAUCAAGGGGUCGUCGUCGAGCAGUGGGUCGGACCCGACGACAAGAACUCCUCCGUCAACAUCAUACAGAUCGACCAGCAGCUGGCGUUCGGCCUUCCCAGCCGCGAGUACUACCUGAAGGAGAGCAGCGAAAAGGACCGACGCGCCUACCACCGCCUCAUGGUCGAGGUGGCGCAGCUGCUGGGCGCCCAACCCAGGGACGCGCUUCUCCAGAUGGAACAGGUGCUCGCACUGGAGACCAAGCUGGCCAACAUCUCUGUGCCCGAAGCGGACCGGCACGACACAGGUUCCAUCUACAACAAGAUGACGCUGCGGGCUUUGUCUGGAAUGGUGCCUGUGUUCAACUGGACCGAGUACCUGUCGGUGUUCCUUCCCGUGGAGGUGACCCCGGACGAGCCGCUGGUGGUCUACUCGGUGCCUUACCUGCAGCAGGUCGGCCAGAUCCUGGUCGACACCGACAAACGGACGCUGCACAACUUCGGCGUGUGGCGCCUGGUGAACUACCUGCUGGCCUACCUGGACGGCGAGUACGCGCACAAGCGAAACGCGUUCCGCAAGGUGAUGCUGGGUGUGUCGGCGGACAAGGUGCGCUGGAACCACUGCGUUGAACUCGCCAACAAGAAGAUGGGCAUGGCCGUCGGCGCGCUUUUCAUACGCGACAACUUCGACCCGCACAGCAAGGAGACCGCGCUGGAGAUGAUACACAACAUUCGCGAGGCUUUCAACGAGCUGCUCAAGGAGAACGACUGGAUGGACACCGAGACACGCAAGGUCGCCGAAGAGAAAGCCAACGCUAUGAAUGAAAGGAUUGGCUACCCGGAACUUCUCACCAACCCGUACGAGCUGUCAAAGGAAUAUGACUCGUUGGUGGUGCACGAAGACCUGUACCUGGACAACGUGUUCAACAUCCUGCAGUUCGAGGCCACCCGCAACCAGCUCAAGCUACGACAGCCCGUCAACAAAGAGAAAUGGACUACGGAACCAGCCGUAGUGAACGCAUUUUACAACCCAAACAAGAACGACAUCGUCUUCCCGGCCGGCAUUCUUCAGCCUCUCUUCUACAGCCACCAUUUCCCCAAGUCCCUCAACUACGGCGGCAUAGGGGUCGUCAUAGGUCACGAGAUUACUCACGGCUUCGACGACAAAGGUCGGCAGUUCGACAAGGACGGCAACCUGCAGCCCUGGUGGAACAACAAGACUGUGCAGACGUUCCGAGAGAGGGCCCAAUGCAUGGUGGACCAGUAUUCCAGCUACGUCCUCGAAGACGUCAACCUCAACAUCAAUGGCAAGAUGACUCAGGGAGAGAACAUCGCCGACAACGGAGGACUCAAACAGGCGUACAGGGCAUAUAAGAAGUGGGUCAAGCAACAUGGUGAGGAGCCCCUGUUGCCCGGCAUCAACCUCACACACGACCAGCUUUUCUUCCUCAACUACGCCCAGAUUUGGUGCGGAUCUAUGAGACCCGAGGAAGCCCUGAACAAGAUCAGAACUUCAGUCCAUUGUCCAGGACCGAUCAGGGUUCUGGGCCCACUGUCCAACUCGUACGACUUCUCCCGAGCAUACAACUGCCCCAACAUGAGCCGUAUGAAUCCAGCCAAGAAGUGCUCCGUCUGGUGAAAGGGCGGCAGCAGAGUGCGCGAGCGACUGGCGACGAGAAAACGAGCCUCAACGCCAGCCGCCUCAUGGCUAUGCACUGCUGGACCCUUGGCUUAAAGCGUGCUAUCCCAGCACACCCAACAUUGAACCACGCCCCGUGAUAGACGUGCGUGCGGUUCGCCAGGGGAGACGAAACAGAACCGGUGUCCGGACACCAGUGCGGAGACAGAAAAUGGCGACGCGACUGCAGUGACGGCAGCGCUUAUCACAUGUGCCAAAGUGUGUGCCGAACGACUGUUCGCGUUUUUCUCCUUUCUUUCGAACGUCUUUACAGCGAUACCAGAGAGAACUUCGCCGAUGCCACCACUCUCCAAACUUUGUGCUGGGCGGCGGUGGGCACCCAAAUACUUGUUCUGGGUGCGGAUGCGCCAAGCUGCCAUUCGAAACUUCCAUCUCAGCUUUGCGAAGUCAAGCUAAAAAAAAAAAAAGCAACGAGAAACAAAAAACGCGUUUCCGUUUACGCGACUUGUAAGACUGUUCACAUGUGCAUAUUACCGCGCGUAUGGAGACAGCGACUUUGUUGUUAACAGGUGUUUUUACAUAUCCGUCUUUCGGAGGUGUUAAGUGUACGCUAACAUCAACCUAACGUGUAGUCAGAACUGUGUCAUUUAAACGUCGCGCCAAUGCGGCGCCCGCAACUGAAAAUCCCCGCGAAAUGAAAAGAAUUUCCGGACGACCCUCUCAACUUUUUAUUUCCUUUUCCUUUCGUUUCUUGCUUGAAUGCAUUCACGGCGACACGCGAAUAUGUACGUAUACCUAGCCGGCGUUCUUGCAAGAAGGACAUUCGAGCUCAACUGUUUUUCAGUGAAUAAA
This is a messenger RNA of Dermacentor silvarum, 2787 nucleotides long. It is a transcript of the gene Nep1, whose product is annotated as neprilysin-1-like. The transcript has 16 exons. Bases 76 to 1935 code for a protein of 619 amino acids. Lineage: Eukaryota; Metazoa; Arthropoda; Arachnida; Ixodida; Ixodidae. Gene Ontology annotation, molecular function: metalloendopeptidase activity. Gene Ontology annotation, cellular component: plasma membrane. The record is from RefSeq and is a predicted model, not a curated record. Gene Ontology annotation, biological process: protein processing.